AUUUCUUUGUCUUUAUUUUCUCCAAAAAAAAAAAUAAAAGCCAAACUUUCUCUACUCAAAUCUCUUGUAAAACAAUCACCUCUUCUCUCUCUCUCUCUCUCUCUCUCCCUCCCUCUCCCUCUCCUUCGAGGUCUACAGCAGUCAAAGUUCGUGGGUUCUUCAAAAUUUUGUUGCAGGAUUGUGACAUCAUGUUGGGAAAUGGAGUUGUUGGUAUCCUAUCCGAGUCUUGUAAUGUAUGGGAAAGGAGAGCUCCAUUAACCCCUGCCCACUGUGCUCGCCUUCUGCUCAGUGUAAACGGAAAUGGAGUUGAUCGUAUAAUAAUUCAGCCAAGCACUAAACGUAUCUAUUAUGAUUCACAAUAUGAGGAUGUUGGUUGUGAAAUAUCAGAUGAUCUAUCUGAAUGUGGUCUCAUUUUAGGAGUCAAGCAACCAAAGUUGGAGAUGAUUCUGCCUGAUAGAGCAUAUGCAUUCUUUUCCCACACCCACAAGGCUCAGAGUGAAAACAUGCCUUUGUUAGAUAAGAUUCUAUCUGAAAGGGUGUCACUAUAUGAUUAUGAGCGUAUUAUUGGAGAUGAUGGCAGAAGGUUGCUUGCAUUUGGAAAAUUCGCUGGUAGAGCGGGAUUCAUUGACUUCUUACAUGGUCUGGGAAAAAGAUACUUGCAUCUUGGCUAUUCUACACCUUUUCUGUCUCUUGGGGCGUCUUAUAUGUAUACUUCUUUGGCUGCUGCCAAGGCUGCAAUAAUUGCUGUUGGUGAAGAAAUAGCUACACUUGGUCUGCCAUCUGGAAUUUCUCCUGUUGUCUUUGUGUUUACAGGAACUGGAAAUGUUUCUCAGGGUGCACAGGAGAUAUUUAAGCUUUUGCCGCAUACUUUUGUGGAUGCUUGUAAGCUUCCAGAGCUUGUUGAACAGGCUGGGAAUCACUCUCAACGAUCACAAAAAACAAGAAGAGUUUUUCAGGUAUAUGGUUGUGUUGUGACUUGUGAAGACAUGGUUAUUCCCAAGGAUUCUGGGCGCAAUUUUGAUAAGGAGGACUACUACGAACAUCCAGAACACUAUAUCCCUGUUUUCCAUGAUAAGGUUGCUCCGUAUGCAUCAGUCAUUGUUAAUUGCAUGUAUUGGGAAAAGAAAUAUCCUAGAUUGCUCAGCGCCCAACAAUUACAAGAACUGAUGAAGAAAGGAAGUCCUCUUGUAGGCAUUUCAGAUAUAACUUGCGAUAUUGGUGGUUCAAUUGAAUUUGUUAACCGAAAUACAUACAUAGACAAACCCUUCUUCAGAUAUGAUCCUUUCACUGAUUCAUAUCAUGAUGAUAUGGAAGGCGAUGGGAUAAUAUGUUUGGCUGUCGACAUUCUUCCAACAGAGUUUUCAAGGGAGGCUUCUCAACACUUUGGGGACAUACUCUCUCAAUUUAUUGGCAGCUUGGCUUCAACUAAGAAUAUAAGAGAACUGCCUCCCCACUUACGGGCAGCUUGCAUAGCUCACGAAGGAGCACUUACUUCCAUGUAUUCUUAUAUUACUCGAAUAAGAAAUUCUUCUUCAUUGGAAGCACAAACAAAUCCUGUGAAUGUGUCAUCUAGCAGGAAGAAGUGUAAUACACUGGUAUCUCUCAGUGGCCAUUUGUUUGAUCAGCAUUUAAUUAACGAAGCUUUAGACAUUAUUGAAGAAGCUGGUGGAUCUUUUCACUUGGUUAAAUGUGAAGUGGGCCAAAGUGCAGAUGUCAUGUCCUAUUCUGAACUCGAAGUUGGUGCAGAUGAUGCGAACACUCUCAAUCAAAUAAUUGAUUCUUUAAUUUGUCUUGCAAAUCCAAGUCACAAAGAUGGAUCCUUAAACAAGGAGAAAAUAUUAUCUCUGAAAGUUCGGAAAGUUAAUGAAAAAAUGUUGGAUGAUGGAGAUUGCUUUAAGAAAAAACCAGCAGUUUUGAUUCUGGGUGCAGGCCGCGUUUGCCGUCCUGCUGUGGAGUUUUUAGCAUCAGUUGGAAAUGUUUCUUCAAGAGAUUCUUUGAAAAUAUGCCAAAGCAUUGGCGUUGAAGAAAUAACUGAAUUUCAAGUCAUAGUAGCUUCUCUUUAUAAGAAAGACGCAGAAGAGACGAUCGACGGUAUCUCAAAUGCAACAGCUGUGGAACUUGAUGUAAAGAACUAUGAAAGUCUUUCCGAGUGUAUAUCAAAGGCUGUGAUUGUACUUAGCUUACUCCCACCAAGUUUUCAUGAUGUCAUAGCGAAUGCAUGCAUAGAGCACAAAAAGCACCUCGUGACUGCAAGCUAUGUUAAUGACUCAAUGUCAGGAUUACAUGAAAAGGCCAAAGGUGCUGGUGUUGCAAUUCUUGGCGAAAUGGGCUUGGAUCCUGGCAUAGAUCAUAUGAUGGCAAUGAAGAUGAUAAACCAAGCACAUGCCAGAAAAGGAAAAAUAAUAUCUUUCACUUCAUAUUGUGGUGGCCUUCCAUCUCCGCCUGCUGCAAACAACCCACUGGCCUACAAGUUCAGUUGGAACCCAGCUGGAGCUAUUCGGGCAGGAAGGAAUCCAGCAAUUUACAAGUCUCAUGGCAAUAUUGUACAGGUUGAUGGGAGAGAACUCUACGAUUCAGCAGCAAGUUUCCGCUUACCAGAUCUACCUGCUUUUUCUUUGGAAUACCUUCCCAAUCGAAAUUCUUUAGUAUAUGGAGAUCUUUAUGGAAUUAGUAAGGAAGCCUCAACCAUUUUUCGUGCGACCCUCCGAUAUCAAGGGUUUAGUGAAGUAAUGGCUUGUCUAGCAAAAAUUGGGUUUUUUGACGCUGAAGUUCAUCCUAUUUUGAAAGAAGACAAAAGACCAACUUUCAGGGCCUUUCUAAUUGAACUUUUGAAACCCAGAAGUUUGAAUCAUGCGAUCUCUGAGGAUCUUGAACGAUCGAUUGCAGAUGAGAAAGAAAUGGUCAGGAGGAUGAUUAUGCUCGGGCUCUGCAAAGAAAUGACAACAGCAAUUAAGACAAUCAAAACUAUCAAGUUUUUAGGGCUUAAUGAGGAUGAUAAAAUCCCUGUAGCAUGCUCUAGUGCAUUCGAUGUUGUAUGUUUGCGGAUGGAAGAGAGAUUAUCUUACACUGGUGAAGAGCAGGACAUGGUGCUCCUGCAUCAUGAAGUGGAAGUAGAGUUUCCUGAUGGUAGACCAAACGAGAACCACCGAGCCACUCUAUUAGAGUUUGGGAGAACUCAAAAUGGGAAGACAAGCACAGCAAUGGCUCUCACUGUUGGCAUCCCAGCUGCAAUCGGAGUAUUGCUUUUGCUUCAGAACAAGGUUCAAACAAGAGGAGUAAUUCGACCCCUUGAACCAGAGGUCUACAUGCCAGCAUUGGAUAUCUUAGAAGCAUCAGGAAUAAAGCUUCUGGAGAAAGUUGAGACUUUAUCAGCUUAGCACGAAGGUGCAAAGGAUAAUACACAAUAAGAAGCUCCACAACAAAUAUUAUCUAUUUCUGUGGAGCCUCGGUUCGAAUAUAUUCUUAUAAAGGAGGUCGAGCUCAAGAUGGAUUGAAGCAACAUUGUUGUGGAUAUGAUAUAUGUAUCUAAAUAACUGUAACUGCUCAAAGAGCCUUGACAGGCAUCUGCUGAAGGCUUUGUCAAAUUCUAUAAAUAGGUAUAGCCUGUAAUGAAAAGUCAUUUGAUCUUUCUUAAGGCUUGUGUAACUUGACAAAUAAGCAGAUAAAUGAAGUUUUCUUGAGGAUGUGCUCAAAA
This is a messenger RNA of Asparagus officinalis (garden asparagus), 3694 nucleotides long. RefSeq names its product alpha-aminoadipic semialdehyde synthase. Gene Ontology annotation, molecular function: saccharopine dehydrogenase activity. NCBI's taxonomy places the organism in Eukaryota, Viridiplantae, Streptophyta, Magnoliopsida, Asparagales, Asparagaceae. Gene Ontology annotation, cellular component: cytoplasm. The coding region runs from base 189 to 3377 and encodes 1062 amino acids. The transcript has 25 exons. The record is from RefSeq and is a predicted model, not a curated record.